Messenger RNA from Yamadazyma jaroonii, 303 nucleotides. NCBI's taxonomy places the organism in Eukaryota, Fungi, Ascomycota, Pichiomycetes, Serinales, Debaryomycetaceae. The record is from the annotation of a GenBank genome assembly.
AUGUUAAAGCAGUUACCUUCAAGGGAGAGGUUACUUGCGGUAAAGAAGCUCAGUAGUGAGAUCUUUGGUGAGACAUUCAAUCCACAAAACAUUAGAAAUGGGUUGAAAGUAUUGAGAAAGCCAUUAGUAGGGCCUGAAGUUGCCUCGUACUAUGGUAAGAAUGAUUCCAUGCCUACGUUCAAGGAUUUCAAAGCUUGGUUUCCUGAGUUGAAGUUGGUUGACCCCCGUGAAGAGACGAGGUUGAAGAUGGUUGCUGACAGAAAGAAGAGAAAUAAGGGAGCUCCUAAGAAGAAGUCAUCGUAG